This is a messenger RNA of Aureococcus anophagefferens, 1620 nucleotides long. RefSeq lists its product as hypothetical. Bases 1 to 1620 code for a protein of 539 amino acids. The record is from RefSeq and is a predicted model, not a curated record. Lineage: Eukaryota; Pelagophyceae; Pelagomonadales; Pelagomonadaceae. The transcript is spliced from 3 exons.
AUGCCGACGACAUCGGAGAGCGUCAAGUUCAACGCAUUGAAGAGUCUCGCUUCGCUCGUCGCCAAAAGCCCGGGCGCCGCGGCCGCGCCCAAGGCCAAGGCCGCGCCCAAGCCGAAGAAGAAGCCCGUCUACGUCGGCUCGGACGACGACGACGACGAGUCCGACGCCUCUUUCGCGGGCGACGACGAGGACGCGGCCGCGCCCGUCGCGCCGCGCGGCGCGAGCCGCCGCAACGCCGGCGCCAAGAAGACCUACUACGUCGACUCGGCGUCCGACGACGAGCCCGCGGCGGCGGACGACGGCGCCGAGGCGGCGAACGCCGAGGCGCCGACGUUCGGCGCUCGCGUGCCGCAGCGCGACGAGCUCCCGGUCUUCGAGCACGGGUCCAUGUCCGACGCGGACGACGACGGCACGGGUGCGUCGGACCCGGGCGGCGCGCCGCGCGACUACUGCUACUGCGCGGGCGUCGUCAUGGGCGACGCGGCGGCGAAGGCCAUGCCGAAGAAGCCCGACGUCGUCGAGAGCGACGUCGUCGUCGAGAGCGGCGGCGGCGGCGACGACGACUUCGGCACCGCGCGCCAGAAGGCCGCCGCGCCCAACGAGGCCCCGCCGCCCAAGAAGACGACGUCGCCCAAGGUGCCGCCGCCGUCGAGCUCGGGCGCGCGGGAGCCCGUCGACGGCAUCGACGCGGAGAAGCCGCCGACGCUGGACGCCGCGGCCCCGCUGGACGCCGAGGGCGUCGCCGCGUCGCCGCUGGCCGCCGCGCCCGUGUCAUCGAGCGCCGCGUCGGUCGUCGCCAACGACGACUCCGAGGACGCGUGCUUCGACGCGCUCGCGAGCGCGACGACGUGCCGGCUCUGCGAGAACGUGCUCGAUGAGGACCUGAGCUGUUUGCCCUGCGGCCACUGCUUCUGCACGGAAUGCGUCCUGGUCGCCUGCGUCGACGAGUACAUCUGCCCGGAGUGCCGCGUGCCCUUCUUCAAGAGCGACAUCACGCCGAACUACGCGAUGCGCGACUUCGCCCGCGCGGCGGUCUCCGCGGCGGGCUUCGCGCUCGCGGCGCGCUGGGGCGACGCGACGCACCUCGUGUCCUCGGUGCCCCUGCGGCGCACGCCCAAGCUCCUCACGGCGGUCUCCGUCGCGCGCCACGUCGUCACGCUCGGCUGGCUCUGGGAGAGCGACGCGCUCGGCCGCGCCGCCGACGAGCGGCCCUUCGCCGUGCGCGACCGGGAGAACGAGGCCGCGUGGCGCUUCGACCUCGCCGCGUCCCUCGCGGCCAACGGCGAGGGUGCCGGCGCGCUCGCGGACUACGCGGUCCUCCUCGACCCGCGCGCGCGCCGCGCCGGCGGGCCCAAGCUGCCCAAGGACGGCGAGCUCAAGCAGAUCGUCGAGUGCGCGGGCGGCGUCUGGCUCGCGACGCCGACGAAGGCGCGCGUCGCCCUCGGCGACCGCGCGCUCCUGCUCCUCGGCGACCCCGCGACGCCCCUCGACGCGAGCCUCGUGAACAUCCGCGCGGCGCCGGUCCGCGUCGGCGUCGAGGACUUCUGGACCGCGGUGCUCUCCAAGCGCUGCCCCUGGGAGGCGCCCGCCGCCGCGCGCCCAAAGCACAAGAUGCCGUAA